ACCCCACCCCCACCCUCUUCCUCUAUUUUCCCUCUUCCAAGAACCUUCACCUUCCCUCUCUUAAUUUCCAUGGAGAUUCAUCCAUCUCAUUCUCACCAAUCCCUCAACAUUUAUCUCUCUCUUGUGUAAUUCCCUAAAACUCAUGAUUUCCCCCUUCUCCCCCCAUUGAUUCAAUCCAAAAGAAAGCAAAAAAAAAGGAACAAACGAACAAACAAAUAAAAACUCCGUCUUUCCCAUAUUCCCAUUUCCCACCAAUCAUGAAGCCUCUCCAAACCCCUCCCCCCUCCGACGCCGCCAAAUCCAGCCGUCGCCGCCGCUCCGACCUCUCCCUCCCCCUCCCCCACCGCGACACCUCCCUCGCCGUCCCCCUCCCCCUCCCCCCUCCAUCCGCCCCCUCCUCCCUCAACUACUCCGACCUCGACCGCCUCAGCCGCAUCGGCAGCGGCGCCGGCGGCACCGUCUACAAAGUCCUCCACCGCCCCUCGGGCGCCGUCUACGCCCUCAAAGUCAUCUACGGCAACCACGAGGACUCCGUCCGCAACCAGAUGCGCCGCGAAAUCCAGAUCCUCCGCGACGUCGACCACCCCAACGUCGUCAAAUGCCACAACCUCUUCGACCACGGCGGCGAGAUCCAAGUCCUCCUCGAAUUCAUGGACCACGGCUCCCUCGAAUCCACCCACAUCCCCUCCGAAAAACCACUCUCCGACCUCUCCCGCCACGUCCUCGCCGGAUUGGCCUACCUCCACCGCCGCAAAAUCGUCCACCGCGACAUCAAACCCUCGAAUCUCCUAAUCAAUUCGCGGCGCCUCGUCAAAAUCGCCGAUUUCGGCGUCUCUCGAAUCCUCGCGCAGACGAUGGAUCCCUGCAAUUCCUCCGUCGGCACGAUCGCCUACAUGAGCCCCGAGCGGAUCAACACCGAUUUGAACCACGGCCAGUACGACGGCUACGCCGGCGACAUCUGGAGUUUGGGGGUUAGCAUUUUGGAAUUCUAUUUGGGGAAAUUCCCCUUCGCCGUCGGGAGGCAGGGGGAUUGGGCGAGCCUGAUGUGCGCGAUCUGUAUGUCGCAGCCGCCGGAGGCGCCGCCCUCCGCCAGCCGCGAAUUUAGGGAUUUCAUCUCCUGCUGCCUGCAGAGGGAUCCGGCCAAGCGCCUCUCGGCGGCGCAGCUGCUCAAGCAUCCGUUCAUCGCGCAGCACGCCUCCCCCAGCGCCGGCGCCGGGGUGGUACAUCACCAGGCGGCGGCGCACCAGCUGAUGCCGCCGCCGCGCCAGCAUUACUCACCGGCUUGAUUGGAGGAGGUUUUAUUAUUAGUUUUUUAUUUGUUUUUUUAAAAACCAGAAAAGGUUAAAUUUUUUAUGGGGUUGAAUGAAUUAAUUCCAGCUUUGUUUAGCUUAAAAAUGGUAGUUUUGUAGAAUUAAAUGAUGGAAUGUACAACAAGGCAAAGAUGAAAGAAAUCUGUCAUAAAAAAUCAUUAAA
Messenger RNA from Salvia splendens (bonfire salvia), 1473 nucleotides. Its product is annotated as mitogen-activated protein kinase kinase 5. Bases 258 to 1286 code for a protein of 342 amino acids. NCBI's taxonomy places the organism in Eukaryota, Viridiplantae, Streptophyta, Magnoliopsida, Lamiales, Lamiaceae. Gene Ontology annotation, molecular function: ATP binding; protein serine/threonine kinase activity. Gene Ontology annotation, cellular component: cytoplasm. The transcript has a single exon. Gene Ontology annotation, biological process: protein phosphorylation. The record is from RefSeq and is a predicted model, not a curated record.